Molecule: messenger RNA, 1845 nt
Organism: Ramularia collo-cygni
Lineage: Eukaryota; Fungi; Ascomycota; Dothideomycetes; Mycosphaerellales; Mycosphaerellaceae
Product: related to choline dehydrogenase
Exons: 1
Coding region: 1-1845 (614 amino acids)
Molecular function (GO): oxidoreductase activity, acting on CH-OH group of donors; flavin adenine dinucleotide binding
Source: RefSeq, a predicted model, not a curated record
AUGCUGUUUCUAGCCGUUCUCGUGUUCGCUGCUUAUGCACGUUGCACACCUACCACAUUUGACUACGUGGUGGUCGGCGGAGGGACUGCAGGACUCACCGUGGCAGCUCGUCUCAGUGAAGACGUCAAUACUGCAGUUGUGGUCCUCGAAGCUGGCGAAGACCGCACUGAAGACAUCAACGUCCUGGCUCCUGGACUGCUGACAUCGCUAUACAGUGAUCCAAAGUACGACUGGAAUUACCAUACAACUCCUCAAGACARUGCGAAUGGUCACGUAUUGGCGCAUCCUCGUGGCAAGCAGCUUGGAGGCUCUUCGGCUAUCAACUUUCUCUGGUGGACCCAUGCUUCUCAGAAGGACAUCAACAAUUGGGGCUUGCUGGGCAAUAAGAACUGGAGCUGGUCUGCCCUGGAUCCGUUCUUUGAAAAGUCGGAAAGCUACGUGAGACCUUCAGCGAAAACAGCUGCAUCGCUGGACACUGGCUACAUCGACCCUGAUGAGCAUGGCGAGAGUGGUCCUAUCUGCACCACCUUUGCUGACAUCCAGGGAGAGCUCGAUGAGGCCUGGCCGAGAACAUACAACACGCUCGGCCUUUCUGUCCCGUCCGAUCCACGGGAUGGACUCGCUCUCGGAGGCUACACGAAUUUGCUUAAUUUCGAGCUGCCCACAAGGAGUCGAAGCUAUGCUGCAACGACCUACUUGAAGGAUGCCCAGCUGCGGCAAAACUUCAAAGUCAUCACCGGAGCGCAUGUUCAGCGGAUCCAAAUCGACGCUUCAUGCGACAAGCCCAAGGUAACGGGUGUCACGUACAUCGUGAACGGCGUAGAAUACAACGUCGAUGCCCGAAAGGAAAUCAUUCUCAGCGCUGGCGCAUUUGGUUCCCCACAGUUGCUCGAGCUAUCUGGGAUUGGUGACCCCAAGGUGCUACACAGGCACAAUAUUCCAGAAGUCUUCAGCAAUAUCAACGUGGGAGAGAAUCUGCAAGAUCACGCCUACGUUCCUCUGGGGUACAAAGUUCGUCCGGGCAUCUUUACGCUCGACGACUUUGCAAAUGAGACCAUCUUCAAUGAAGCAUACGAUCAAUACGUCAGCAAUCGGAGCGGAUCACUUGCGACGAUCAGUGCCAUGUCUGCUCUUCUUUCUAUGGAGCARAUCAAGGGUCUCGAAUAUCCUGGAAUGAAUGGCACGAUUGAAAAGCAAUGCCCUCAUCAUAAAUCUUCCCACAACUCGUUGCAGCACUCUCUCCUCUGCUCGGACCUCCAACAUGAAGCAGUGGUACAAGAAUUCGCCACUCCUGGUGGAAUGUCUCCGCAGCUCUCCAAUGACAGCGCAAAAGUCUUUCUCGCAAGCGUGCCAGGAAACUUCUUCACCAUCACGGCUGUUCUUCAGCAUCCUUUUUCGCGCGGGAGUGUUCACAUCAUAUCGUCGAAUGCUUCGCAAUAUCCACGGAUCGACCCGAACUACCUGUCCAAUUCACUGGACAUCAAGAUUCUCGCUGCGGCAGCACUCCAUCUACAAGAGGUCGUGAGAACGCAACCCUUGUCGAACUUGCUUGUUGAUAAUGGCACUGCGUUCCAACCUGGUUACUAUGAGCUGAACGUUGAUAAUGUGGAAGCUUGGACGCGGGACAAUCUACAAAGCGAGUUCCAUCCUUGUGGAACUUGCGCCAUGUUACCGCGGAAGGAUGGAGGUGUUGUGGAUGAGCGAUUCAAUGUCUACGGCGUUGAAGGCUUGAGGGUCGUCGAUGCCAGCAUCUUCCCACUAAUCCCGAGGGCAAAUCUGCAGAGUCUGGUUUACGCAGUGGCUGAGAGGGCUGCUGAGUUCAUCAGAGAGGACGACAUCGAGUAA